Molecule: messenger RNA, 5601 nt
Organism: Prorocentrum cordatum
Lineage: Eukaryota; Dinophyceae; Prorocentrales; Prorocentraceae
Source: the annotation of a GenBank genome assembly
AUGUUUGAUCCUGGCUCCGGGCCGCCACCGCCAGCCUGGGAGCCGAUCCAGGAGGUGUGCGAGCUGUGCUACCUCCUGGCGCUGGCGCGGCAGCACGCCUGGCGGGCCCGGCUGACGCCGGGCGAGCGAGCGUUGCUGCUGGUGCACGCGCGCCACUUGACGGCGCUCCUGGCGGCGCUGGCAGGGCUGGCGGACGAGGUCGUCCAGGGGGCGCGGGAGCCGCGGCAGGUGGCCCCGGCGCGGGAGCUGCUGCGCUACCCCCCCUCGGCGCUGCCGCUCCCCCUGGCGGCGGAGGCGCUGCGCUGCUGCCUGGGGCCCCCCCGCUGGGGAUUGCGGCUGGAGCGCUGCCGGGCCCGCCUGCCGCCGCGCCGGGAGGCGAUGCGCCUGGGGCGCCACCCGGCGCCGCGGCUGGGGCCAGCGCGGCCCUUGUGGGGGCCCUGGCGGCGCUGCCUGCUCCAGGAGGGGGGCCGCCGCCUGGCGCGCCGCCGGCGCCUGGGCCCCUCGCGCUGCCAGGGGCGAGUGCUGCCGGCGAUGGAGGUGGCGGCGUGGCGGCCGCUGCAGGGCCGGCGCCCGCCGGCGGUGGCGCCCGUGGCGCUGGCGCGGCUGGUGGACGGCCCCUGGAUUGGCUCGCCGGCCCUGCGGCUCGACGCCUUCACGGCCGGCACGGUGCUGGAGACGCCCACGCACGUCGUGGAGGCGGGCGCGCCGGGCCCUGACGGGGUCUACCUCUCCGUGAGCUUCCGGGGCGCCUCGCUGCCGGCCCACGCCCUGGAGCUGGACCUGAGCUUCCCCGCCCCCGGCGCCGGGCAGCCAGGGGUCCUGCACCUUUGUGCGGGCGGCGCCGCGGCCUGCAGGGCCCCGCGGCUGGUCGGGCGCGGCGAACGGCACGCCGACUGGCUGCGCCUGCGGUCGGCUCGGAGCUUGGUCGAGCCGUGGGUUCGGCUGACCUUCCGACCGCCAGGCGGCGGUGGGCCAGGGGAUGGCGCCGCCCCUGCGCCCGCGAGGGGCCGCCUCGCGGGGGCUGCGGCUGGGUUCGCGGCGGCUGCGGCUGCUGCGGAGGCGGCCGGCCCUGCGGCUCGCCCGCUGGUGGCUCGCCGACGCCGUCACGAGCAGUCGCGAAGCGAUGGCGAGGAGCGGGCCGGCGACGACCAGCUGGAUUCUCGUGUCGCCCCCUCCCGCGGCAACGCCAUUCUGGCGGUGGCCGACGGGCGCCCAGGCACGUUGCACGACGAAGCGAUUGCCCAGAUCGCGCGUGUCAUGGGCCUGCGGGAGGGGGCGGACGGACAGGGGGCGCGCCCUCGCAUCAGGGGCUACCUCCAGGCCUUGGUCUUCGGCCACCACCCGUUCCACUCGGUCGGGGAGCGGGCGGUGCGCGAGCUCCAGACGCUGGCCGCAGCGAUGGACCUGCUCGAGGAUGGCUCGCUGGCGUCGGUCGUGGACGCGCUGAUGCAGCGGUUCAGGGCGCUGGAGAUGGCGCUGAACGACGGCAGCGCCAACGAGCUGGAGGUGGUCGAGGGCAUCCGCCCGACGCCCCCCUCUCGCGACGAGCAGGAGUCGGCGCGGAGGAGACGGCGGCUGCAGAGCCGCCUCGAGGGCCUUGUCCAGGGCGGAGCCGUGGGCGCGGGAGCGACCCCGCUCGCCGCGGUCGGGCUUCCUUCGCGACGAGGCGUGGCGGAGCCCGCCCUGGCGAGGGGCAGCCCCCGCUCUGGUGCUGCGGCGGCGCUGGGCCGCGUGGAGCUGCCGAGCCCGAAGGGCGCGGGCAAGCGCCGCGGGCGCCGGGAGGCGGCGCGCGCGGGGGCAGCUUGGCCAGAGGCGGGCGCCCCCCUGGCGGUGCUUUUCCGCACGUGGCAGGAGAAGGCUAGGGCUGCUGCCGAGUCCUUCCGCCCCCCGCUGGAUGCGGGCCCGAUCCUCGAGGAGCUGAUGCGAGGGUUUCCAGGGUCGCUUGGGGUCUACGUGGACAAGUUCAUGCACAGCGGGCAUCGGCCAACUAGACGGGGGCGGCUGCAGCGUGAUCUGCAACCGCUACCCUGUCCCGAUCUUGAAGCUUCGGGCUUCACCGUGGAGGAGAAGAUUGGCCCAGGCGACCUGGCCUUGCUGCAGUCUCGCUCGAGGGUAAUCGUGAUGGCUAUGUAUUGGGAGGCCGGCUACCGCCACCUGAAGUGGGGCGACGUCUGCGGGCCGGAGCCGAAUGCGGCCCAGCGCUCGGCUCUCCUCGGGAUCGCGCGGCGCAUCUACUCGAGCGUCGCGUUCGAGCCCGCCGUGGCCGGGACCCUCGGCUGGUCCGAGAAGCUGAAGGACCGGGCCAUCGCGUACGACGGCUCGGAGGUCUCCACGCCGAGCAAGAUCACGCUCGAACACAUCGAGGGCGGCCUGCCGCCUGUGGGGGUAGCCGCCUCCAUCGAGGCCGCGGAUCUCGCCGCGGGCUCCGUGCGGGCGGCGCUGCUGGACCCCUCCCUGGUCCUCCUGCCGCCGGCGCAGAGGCGCCCCGCGCCGACCUCGGCGCGCGUCCGGGCGACGGCGCAGGAGUGGGAGCAGGUGGUGAGUGCCCUGUUUGCUCGCGGGAUGGUCGGCCCGAUCGACGAGGGCGAGAUCGCGACCAGAGACGGGGUCCCCUUGAUCAACGAGGCCUUCGGCGUGGCGAAGGUGCACGACGCGCCGGUCCGCUGCGGCGACGGCGAGGAGCGGCCCGUCCUGCGGCUCAUCGUCAACCUGAUCCCCGCGAACGCGCGCCAGCACGUCGUCGCGGGGGACACCCCCGCCAUGCCGACGAUGGGGCAGCUGAACGGGCUGGUGCUGGCUCCAGGGGAGCAGCUACUCUGGAGCGGGGCGGGCCGCAAGGCGUUCUUCUGCGUCUUCAGGGCGCCCCCCGCCUGGUGGCCCAACAUGGCGCUGGGGCCGCCGGCGCCGCGGCGGCUGGCGGGCGGCAGCGGCGACGGGCUGACCCGCAUCGCACUGAGAGUCGUCGGCGUGGGCGGGAUCAGCGCGGUCGGGGUGACGACGCACCUCCACCGCAACAUGCCGAGGCGGUCGGCCUCAGCCCCCCGCGGGCUGCCGCCUGCGGCCGAGGUGGUGCGCGCCCGCCGCCUGCCCGCGGAGGCCCAGGCAGGCGGCGUCGCGAUGUGGUUCAUCUACGUCGACAACCUCGAGAUCGCGGAGAUCGCGUCGAGUGAGGAGGCCGUCGAGCUGAAGGGGACCAUCCCCGAGCUGCUGAGCCGGGCGUCGGCCGGCUACGAGGAGGCUGAGUCCCCCGGAUCGCCGGGCAAGGAUGUCCACCGCGCCCAGCGGGUUUCUAGUUUGGGGGACCUCGUGGAUGGCGAGGCUGGUGUGCGGCGGCCGCCGCUGGGCUACGUCGCGGAGCUCGCGAGCCUGACGCUGUGGUUCCUGGCGAAGAGGCGCCCGAGCAGGCGGCUGGCGCAGAUCCUGCUGGGGCGCUGGGUUCGCGUGCAGUGCUAUCGGAGACCGCUCGCCGCCGCCUUCGUGAACGCGUGGAAGUGGCUGGCGUCGGGCCGCUCGGGCGGGCUCAUCACCCUGGGCGUCGCCGAGGACCUGCUGAUCGCGGCCGCGCUUGCGCCGCUCAGCGUGGCGGACAUGCGGCUGACCGUCGACCACCUCGCGACGGCGUCCGACGCCUCGGAGGCCGCGGAUGCGAUCGUCUACCCCCAAGGGCUGUCGGACAUGGGCCGCGCCCUUGGGGCUGGGGGCCCGCGGGCCCUCAGCCCGGCCUGCGAGGAGGGCGUCGCGCUGAUCUCCGUCUUCUCGGGGAUCGACAGGGCGCGCCAGGCCUUCGAGAUCCCGGGGCUGUGCGCGUGGCUCGGCCUCUUGAGGGGCCACGACCGCAUCGCGAAGGUGAUCGUGAUCAAGGGGUUCCCCUGCCAGGGCUUCACGGUGGUGAACGUGGCCCGUGAGGGGAGCGUGGACCCGAGGUCGCAGCUGGUGGGCCACAUGUGGAGGCUCAUCGAGGGGCUGAGGCGUGAGCUGCCCGAGGCCACAGUGGACUUCCUCGGGGAGAGCGCGCCCAUGGCGGAGGACGAGGUCCUGGCCUUGAACAAGAUGUUCGGCCGAGUGCCGGUGUCCCUCGACGCCGCGGACCUAGGCUGGGUCCGCCGCCCGCUGCUGUACUGGCUGUCGUGGGACCGGCUGCCCUCCUUCGAGAUGUCGGCCGAGAUGAAGGCGGCGGCGGAUGGGGCCCGGCCGCGGGCCUGCCGAGUGCGGCUGGUGACGGAGCUGCCGCCCGUCUCGGAUGGCUGCCGCGCGGGGCCUUCUGGCUGGGGGCCGCCAAAGGUGCUGAUGGGCUUCAGGCGGGGCCACACCGUGCCCUGCAUGAGCAGCUCCUCCGCCAAAAGCGACCCCGAGCGCCUCGAGGCCCUGCGGCGGUUUCUCGUGGGGAACUCGUUCCAGUGCGAGGUCGUGGCCUGGUGGCUGAGCCACUGGGCGGUGCACCACUCGCUGCUGCUGGCAGUGCCGUCCCUGCGGAGCCUCCACGCCGUGUGCGAGGAGAACCUGCACCUGGUGAAGGAGGCUGGCCGCGCGCCCGCGGCGGGCGCCGGGCAGGAGGCGCGCGCCGUCUACGUCGGCCGCGGCUCGCGCCGCUGGGGGCUCGGCCCCUCCAAGUGGGGGAGCCCGUGCCCCGUGGUGCCGGGGCGGCCGGCCGGCGACGCCGUGGCGCUGUUCGCAGGCGAGCCCUGCCACGCGGACGUCCUGCUGGCGGAGCUGGAGCAGCGCAGCAAGGGGUGCUCCCGGCCCUUCCUGGAGCACCAGAGGAUCAGCGCUGGCAUUUGGAAGUGGAAGGUCGCACGCCAGCUCGUUUGGCAAGACCAGGCCAAGCACGUCAAUGUGUUAGAGUGCGAGGCGGCCCUGCGUUGGCGGGCCCGGUCAGUCUCACGACAGAUGUGCGUCUUCCUUCACCUGCUCGACAGCAUGGUGAAUAUCGGUGAUCUUGUCAUGCGCCGGUCUUCGAGCCAGCAGCUCAACAAGGUGCCGAGCCGAGCGCCUCCGAUGCCUGCUCGAGUCGCCGCCGCAAUGGCCAUCUGGGCGCUCGAGCGCAAUGGUGCAUUGUCGCUGGGCCCUGCCAGCUUCGGAGCGGCGCGCUUCCAGCCUUUCACGCCGCUUUUCAGCGUGCCGUGCUGUUCAGAGGUGCGCGCGGAGGCGCCGAGCCGCGACGAGACUUUGGUUCCAGAGGCUUCGGAGCCGUCCAUGGCGAGGGCCACGAGCGGCUCCGAGCUUGAUCGAUCGGAGCCGCCUUCCUCGGUGUCUAGAGGCCUGAGCAGGUUUGUGACGAGGACCCCAGAGGGUUUCGAGGGGCUCGCGAGCGAGCCGGACGAAGUCCAGGACGAAAGGCUGUUGGAAGAGCUGCACCAGUGGUCCGGCAUGAGGGGUGCGCCCAACUAUGUGGCGCUGUUUGAGGACCCAGGGGCUUUCUCGGGAGCGGCCACGGUCUCGGGUUCAGGCAAGGUGCAGUGGCUGGCUCGGGAAUCUCGUCCUGACGUGGCAGGCUCUGCGUCUUUGCUGGCGGCAGCGUUGCCCACCCCUUCUGUGGCAGAUGCGCUAGCACUGAUCAAGGUUGUGAAAUUCUUAAAAGCGUCACCGGAGCAGAGGCGCUAG